GGUUGUAGGACUCACAGUCCCCCUUCUUAAAAAAGUAUAAACGAUAGAACCACCCACUCCUUCCCCUCCCUUCCUUUCUCUUAUCUAUUUAUUUAUUUUUUAUUUUCUAAUUUUUCUAUUUCCUUCUCCACCCUGGCAUCCUCGUCCGUACUCUGUCUUUUUCCAUUUCCAUUGGCUACCUUCCAAACCGGUCAUCAUCCUCACACGUGCUUUCACUCCUAAAGCACCUUCACACGUGCCACCCCUUCACCCAUACAAUUUAACUACAACAACACCCUUUUGUGGUGGUGCAACAAAUAAAAAGCCACAAAGAAACCAAGAAUUAUAGUUCUUUUCAUAAAUUCAUAAAGCAUAAAUUUUUCUUGCACCUUAAAGUCAUGAAGUACAUGAGUUCUUAGUUGUUUUUCUUUUUUUUUUCCUUUUUUUUAUUAUUUAUAUUUUGUAACAUCAUUAUUUUCCCCGAAAUCUAAAUCCAUAUUUAGAUCUUCAUAUGUUAGGUGUUUUUUAAUUUUAAUUAUUUCAAACUAUAUUGUUAUUUGUGAGCUAAAUAUCUAUUGCACUGAUGAGGAUCCGAAAGAGGAAAAUACCUUUCUCUCUUUUACCGGUGACUUUAUCAGAUCCCAACAUGAUCAACCGGUCACCGGUGGUGGUGCAACUCAACGAUGAUACAACCACUUCACCAAAUCUUUCUUGCACUCAUGACAUGGCUACUGCACUAUUAUCACUCUCAGAUCAUCCUCAGCCGUCUGAUCAAUCACUCCCACCGAUCGGGAAACCAACCAACGGCUGUGAUGAUCCCAUAAGGCAGCACAAUAAGCAAGAUGUUUUGGAAGAAGAUGGGAGAGGGCAAGUUAAGGAAGAGGGGCAUAAGGGUAAUGAUACCAGGAAAGGUAGCAACUUGGGUGCACAAAUUUCAACCGAGGUUUUCUCACCUUCAAGCUCUUCUAGUUAUAAACAAGAUUGGAAAUGCAAUGAGGGAGAGAAAACUUUUCCUCUAAAGAAACGGAGAGGGAGCUUUGCGAAUAGCAAUGAUGAUGACAAUAAUAGUAAGAUGAGGAAGACGAAGAAGAAAUGUUAUGAUAGUUACGAUUUUGAUGAAGAAAACGAAGAUACUAAAGAAGUGGUUAGAGAAACAAAACAAAAGAAGAAGGUAAGAGGUGGUGCACUUAUGGAAGGUUCGCGGUGCAGUCGCGUUAAUGGAAGAGGAUGGAGGUGUUGUCAACCAACACUAGUUGGUUAUUCACUAUGUGAACAUCAUUUGGGGAAAGGAAGAUUGAGAAGCAUGGCAAGUGUAAGAAAUAAGUCUCUUGCUGCUUCAACAAGUUCUAAGAACCAUAUGCCAAUUUGUCAAAAUGAGUCUCCACCUAUCGAAAAACAAACCGAGUUUGAUAGCAAAGACAAUGAUGAGAAGAAGCCAUCGACAAUCGGGAAGAAGAGGAUGAAGCUUGGAUUGGUGAAAGCACGAUCGAUGAGUAGUUUGUUGGGACAAACAAACAAUGAUCUUGCCGUAGUUGAGAAUAACAAGAGUGCAAGUCCAACUUCUUAAUAACUUAUUUGCAUGUGUUUUCUAUGAUAUCGUUUUCUUUGUUCAUAUUUUGUGAAGAUUUUGUUUGUGUUGUAAUUUUCUUGCCGGGAGAUUAUUAUUAAAUUUAUGACAUUGGACUUAGAAUUGCAUUCUUUGAUUUUGAAGUAGAAUGCAAUAUUUAUAUAGCUAUACUUGAUUAAAUUAUGUAUCAA
Trifolium pratense (red clover) is the source of this 1737-nucleotide messenger RNA. RefSeq lists its product as uncharacterized. The coding region runs from base 563 to 1546 and encodes 327 amino acids. NCBI's taxonomy places the organism in Eukaryota, Viridiplantae, Streptophyta, Magnoliopsida, Fabales, Fabaceae. The transcript is spliced from 5 exons. The record is from RefSeq and is a predicted model, not a curated record.